AUGGCGCGGCCUCAGGACCGUCUUCCUAGGCUCAACGUCGUCCAGCCUCUCCAUAUGCAACAACCUCAGGCCCUGUAUUCACCCGCGUUGCCAACCGGCAUCCAGAGCGGGUUCCACCCACCAGCGUAUCCAAUGGGAGGCAACCCUCUCCAGACACCAAUGCAACCCUUCUUCAACCCACACCCCCCACAAGCCCCAGGACGUCCAACACACCAGUCGAGAAACAGCUUCGCGUUUGCUGGUCCACAACCUCCCAACGGCUUCGCGGUGACCCCUGUUACGGGUCACUUCCCAAGACCCUCGAUGAUGCUCGGCCCCGGUCAGCCCCUCAUGGGUCCCAACGGUGGUCACAGGCCCCAUAAACGCCAAAUGAGUAUCGGUGGGCCACCCAAGGCCGUCCUCGGUGGCCCCGCCCGCAAAGUCAGCCCCAACCCAGCCGUGGCCGCGGUUGCCGCUGCAGUGCUCAAGAAGAAAGUGGUGGUCAAGCUGCCGGAGGAGACUGUCAAGGGAGAGGAGUCGGAGGAGCCAACGCGUGCAGAGUGGGCUAGGGAGCCUAUCCCCCUGGACCAGGUGAAGGAUGAGGAGGUUGUCCCGCCUGAACUGACCUCCAGAGAAACAUUCCCUCCCGACACUUGGAGAACACAACUUCCUGAUUCGGUCGACGUGUUUCUACCUAGCAAGGAAACAUGGGACAUCCUCAAGCAGCAGGUAAUCGAAGCUAAAUUAGAAAAGCUCGGUGUCGAGCGCGGUUCAGGGAGCAACGUGCCCCAUAUCUUCGCACCUCAUGCUCGUGCUGCUUCGAUAUCUUCACCGGCCGAUCCAGCAUUGUUGUUGUUCAAAUUGAAUAAACUGCAACAGUCACAGCAAAAUUCGGCAAGUAAUUCAUUGGCACCGUCGCCAGUACCACCCCACGUACCUUUCGGUCUAUCUCCACCUCCACCACAAUCACGACCGUCACCUGGCUUGUUCCAGAACCGACAUGGACACACGAUGUCAUUGGCCCAACCUCCCACCUUCGCGAAUUCGACGUUCAAUCCGUUCUCUUCUGGUGAUAGCUUGAGUGUGACCGGUGAAAACCUCGAUAGGCCAACCUCGGCGGUUUCCGACAGCGGGCUGUAUCCCCAUCAAGGACAACACUACGACGGACCGCCACCCCUCUCAGCCAUUCCCAAGUCAGACAAUCGACCCGACUUCAUUCGAGGAUUUGGAUUGGAGAUCCCAGAAGAGGAAGAGCCCGAAGAGGAGGAGAACGACGCUUCCCGCACCAUUGAUCAAGAUGACGGCAACAAUGGUGAUACCGAAGAAGGGGGCCACGGCGAGGGUGAUGAGACGCAAGAUAUGGAUAUCGAUGAGGCAACGAGUAUGGGCGAGAGAACGGCACCUCAUAGUCGCAUACAUUCACGACACGGUUCACGCCAUGUAUCCCACUUGUCUGCUGCAUUGUCCUUGAGAUCCGUUGGUGGCAACUUUGGUGCCAUCCUCGCUGAGAACGUCGAGCACCACAGCACUCCUCCCCGCCGGCCGAGCGUUAUUGGUACCUUCGAAGGCAUGGCGGAAGAGCGAGAAGACUUCGAAGAUGUGGCUGCGGUUCAAGAGUGGACAGGGUCUGAAGAAGAGGGCUUUUUGGGCACCGAAACUUCGGAUGAUGAGUCGCUUGGCGAAUUUUCCAACCCUUCGGAUGAAGAAAGGGCACGACGCCAGCGCGUGGAGAGGCGCAUGCGACGUAGGGCUGCACGAGAACAAACCGAUGAAAUACUUCAGGUCCACGACCAGCCUCGCCGGAUCCCCAAUUUCCCUCUCCCCCCUGAAACCACCCUCACUUUCAUUCCAGCACAGAGGGAGGGCUCUGAGGAUAUUAUUUCAAAUCCUAGUGACGAGCACCACCACGACAUGCACCAUUCACAUCCUCACCUCCAUUCACAUCACCCUCCCCACUAUCUAGGUUAUGGCCCCGGAGCUACCGGAGAUUUCUAUGUCCCUCGAUCGGCGAGUGGCACUAUUUCUCCUCGACAUCUCCCACCUCUCCCUCACUCGAGAGGGACGUCUGGCCAUUACUCGAUUCACGACCCCUCCAUGGCCCACUCGAGACACCCAUCAGAAGCCAUGUCCUACUACCCUUCGCAGAACCCGAUCUUGCAGCAACAUUCGGGCCAGAACUCGCUCAACAGCAGUAUGCGCAAAGAGACGUUGAAUCCGUUUGCAAAACCAUUCGUGUUUGGAAAGCCCUUGCAGGAGCCCGCAAAGACGCCUUCUACCCCUCCCAAUGCGGCCCAACCGCAGAUGGCCCACCAACGUAUUCCUUCGGCAGGCAAACCUUUGAACAUUGCUGCACCCGAGUUCAAGCCUCGAGGACUCCCUACCAGUGCAGAGUUUACGUUCCGUCAACCGGACGCACCCCAAAUGCCCUCACCGCCUCAAGACAUGUCAACCUCCGAACCCGUCGGUUCUGCUUCCGAAAGUAAUGUUGAGGAGUCUCCAGCGUUUAGAACGCAAGGUAGGGAGAAGAGGCCUCGGUUGGGAUCCAUGGGUUCAGUGGAGGAGGGUGACAGCAUGUCCUCGUUCCGAUUCCCACCAACUCUUGAUUCGCCACAGAGCCUGCGCAAGCCUCAACCUUCCGAAUCACAACCGCUCCGACAACUCGAACCUCCUGUGGAGCAGCCGUUCUCGUUCGAGUCCUUCUCGAAUGUGGCCCACUUCCCUUCUAUCCGCCCUGCUGCAUCACGAAAUGAAGACGAAUUCAGCGAGGUUGAUGAGGACGAGGAUACGGCGGAGACUGCUGGGAAAGAGAACAUUCCUCCACCCAGGGAAGACGUUGCGGAGCACAAGGCGCAAGAUGAAGGACAGGAAUUCACUCUACCUCUCUCAGCUUCCAAGCCCAAGCGAGCUCCUCUUCCGCUCGAUUUCAAACAUCCUGUCUCGAACAAUACCGUUCCUGCAGGAUUGUUCAAGGCUUUGGUGCAUAACGUCAUGAAUGGUGAUGACCGAACACGUCGCGUUCGUUCAAGGCUGGGUUCCAGGGAGGUGUUUGAGCAUAUGAACAGGCCGUCUAUGGAUGAUUCCAACGUGCAGAUGAUUUCGAGGAGCAACAGGUUGGUGACGGACCCUGUGAAGAGGUCGUCGUCCGCUGGCGAUGAUGACGUGUUUGGAUCAAGUGCGCGACACCAGAGGAGGAAUUCGUCCCUUCCCGACGCGCUUCGGGAUGACCUUUCGACGCCCUCUCGAAGCCCUUCGAUUCACCCGCAAGACCUUACGAACCGACUGGAGGCUCAACAUAUCUCAGACGUGUUGGCGCAAAUGUUGGACGACAAGUUCACGAGUCUUCGACGAGAAUUGGUGGCUAUUACCCGGGAGAGCCAGGUCAACACGAGCCAGAGCGGAUUGACCCCUUCUUCGGAGGCCAUGAUUGCGGACGUUGUUUCGUUGUUCAGGGCUCAACUCCAAGAUUCUGCCGCUCGCAGCUUGGAGGACAGUCAGAUGGACGCCAGAGGCGAAUUGGACUUCCAGAUGAUCAAGGACUUGAUCGACGAAGGCCACAAGGAAAUUCUGGGUAUCAUCAAGCAGCAAAUUCACGACUUGUUCGCCCAGCAGCAGCAACAGAACUACGCGCCGUCUACCGACAGGACUGUCGUUCGCGACGUUGUUGCCCCUAUCGUCGAGUCAGUUGGGGAGAGGACUACUCGGGCUGUUGUCGAAGCUAUCUCAGAAUUCUCAGCCAGGCAAGAGUCGAUCGAGCGCGGUACACCUGCUAGGGAGAGGGACCUCUUGUUGAACGACAUGAUCAACAUGCUUACGCCUAUCCUCAACAACCUCCGACCCGAGACCAUCGACUACGACUUCCUCACCAGUCAACUCGCCCAAGCUGUCAAGCCUCACAUUUCGCAACUCAUUGACCUUGCUUCAGACAAGCGGGAGACCGCCGGUCUUAUCAUCGACCAGUUGUUGCCUCUCCUUCCUUCUCUCAAGGGCGACACUGAGACUGUUACGAUGCAUCUGAUCAACGAGGUUCGCCGCAUGAUUGCACCGAUCGAUCCCUUCGAGAUCAAGGAGCAGGUUGCUGACCUCGUCGUCGAGCGACUCGACUCCCGCCUCGCCGUUCGUGACAAGGCUUUCAAUGUCGAGACUGUCACCACCAAGGUCACCGACGGAGUCUCACAACUGUUGGAGGACCUCAACAAGGUUCCUUCCACGUUGCAAGAACUUGUCGCCUCCCAAGACAAGGCCAGGGCUGAACAGCAACAUCGAACCGUCGAGCAACAAGAGCGACUCCUCUCCUCCAUCUCCAACAUUCCCAACCAACUCAACUCCAGGUUUGACUCUGUUCGUGCCGGCCAAAGUGAAGUCGUCACCAGGGUCGAGCAAAUCAUUGCAUCCCUCCCCAAGCCCGAAUCCGGUGCUGCCGAAAUCAAACCAAUCCUCGAGGCUUUGGUCGCCGAGAACAAGAAAUUGACUCAACACACUGUCGAUCUCUUCAACCAGCAGCAGGCACUGGGAAGCAAGGUCAACACCAUCCCCGACGUCCUCCAAUCCAACAUCAUCAACCUCCAAAACGGCAUCGCCGAGCUCAUCACCUCGCGGGACAUUCCCAGACGGGAUCUCGAUGACCUGCGCAAGCUCAACUCUGACUAUCAAAUUCAACUGACCAAGGCUCGGGCUGCCCAUGGCACAGUUCGAGUUGAGAAGGAUAUGUUGGGCGAGAAGCUUGCCGGUGUGGAAGCCGAGCGCGACCGACUCAAGAAACAAGUUGCCGAGCUGGAGAACGCGAGCAAAGCCAAGAAGUCAGAGACUGCCACAUUGGAGAGUCGGACAACUGAACUCGAGGAGGCUCUUGCAAAGGCUCUUGCCAGGUUGCAAGACUCGGAUGUGGCGACUCAGGCUGACAAGAAACGCAUUGCUGAACUUGAGAAGGCCGCCAAGGAUAGUGCCGCGGAGGCGCAAAGCCUGAAAGCCAAGGUUGACGCAUUGGAGAUGGAAGUUACCUUCUCGAAGCGCGACAAGGAGGCUGCUACCCAGGCUCUCGAGACGCUCAAGAAGCAGCAUGACGCCUUCGUCACCCAACAAAGCCACUGGGACGACCUCCGGCAGGCAUCCGAGAAGAUUGAUAUGCUCACACAAUUAAUUGGUCAAGCGGACAACGAGGAACUGCAAGAACUGCGCCGUUAUCGAGAUCGAACCAAGCCUUUGGAGGCGGACUAUGCUGCCCUCCAGAAGCGCGUCAAGGAGUUGGAGACCAAGGCCGCUAACAGCGAGCGAACGGCCACCACUGCUAAGCAGAGCUUGGUCCAAGCUCAGCAGCGAUCCUCAGAAUGGGAACGCCGUGCUCGAGAGUAUGAGGGCGAGUUGGAGCUUACGCGAACCAAGCUUGAGCAAGCUGAGGAGACCCAGAGCCAACUCGACGCUGACUACUCAUUGCUGAAGAUUCAGUUCGAGGAACGUGAAGCUGACGAUAGACUGUACAAGGACCGCGAACAGAAACAGCGCGAUCAGAUCACUGCUCUCGAAGCCAAAGUGGUUCGUCUCCAGGAAGAACUGGUCAAGGCAAGGACUGGACAGAGAACUCAAUCCCGAGUAUCCUCUCUUGCCGCAUCAUCCCAGUCACCUUCACCCUACCGCCCUGCUCCUACAGCCAAUGGGACAACCCAACCUCCCCGACCCGACAGUCGCGCGAGUGUCAGCACCGUGAACGGCCGCGACACCUCCAUGUCCGAUCGUAGGAUGUCGUAUGCCCCGACGAGCAACGGCACCCCAGGCACAACCCCUCCCCAAGGCUCCGUCUGGGACUCGAUGCACGCACCCUCCAACGGCAUCUCCGCCUCUUCUCGGUAUAGCACCGGUGUUAACUCCAGCAUCCACGCCCCGAAGAGCCGAUACCCCCACCUCGGUCCCUCGACACCCAAGACUCGCCCUGGAUACUCGCAUUACACCCGCGCCAGCGCUCCGUCUCCUUCUCCCAGCAUCGUCUCUGCUGCGCCCACCCAAGGCGAAGACGGCUGGUGGUCAUGA
Molecule: messenger RNA, 6000 nt
Organism: Coprinopsis cinerea okayama7#130
Lineage: Eukaryota; Fungi; Basidiomycota; Agaricomycetes; Agaricales; Psathyrellaceae
Exons: 6
Coding region: 1-6000 (1999 amino acids)
Source: RefSeq, a predicted model, not a curated record